Messenger RNA from Fonsecaea nubica, 681 nucleotides. RefSeq lists its product as hypothetical. The coding region runs from base 1 to 681 and encodes 226 amino acids. The transcript is spliced from 3 exons. NCBI's taxonomy places the organism in Eukaryota, Fungi, Ascomycota, Eurotiomycetes, Chaetothyriales, Herpotrichiellaceae. The record is from RefSeq and is a predicted model, not a curated record.
AUGAAGGGAAUUCUGACUGGAGCCACCGGAUUCAUUGGCGGAGAAAUCCUGAACCAAUGCCUCGACCAUCCACGCAUCACUUCACUCGUGGUCCUCUCGCGCCGUCCGCUCCCCGAGCCAGCUGCGAGUAACUCAAAGGUCAAAGUCAUCAUCAUCCAGGACUUUGGGAACUAUCCGGACUCGGUUCUGGAGGAGUUUAAAGACGCAGAUUUCUGUAUCUGGGCGAUCGGCACAUACUCUGGCGGCGAAGACGUCGAGGCCGACCUUCCAUUCGCGCUUUGCAAAGCGAUCGCCAAAGCCCGCAAUGGAGCAACGACCAAGCUGUUCCGCAUGGUCCUCCUGAGCGGCAUGUUCGUGGUACAUGACCAGAAUGCUUCUCUGUGGUUUAAACCCACGACCCGCAAGGCCAAGGGAGUCGGGGAGUUGAGACUGCUCGCAUUUGCCGACGAGCAGAACAAGAACGACGGGAAUUGGGAGUCAUACGUGGGCAGGCCAGGCGGCGUGCUGCCCAAGUACAUCUUUGGUAUCCACACAGGCACAAUCGGGAACAGACUCAUCAUCGGCGUGGGGGUGCUGGCGGCGGGAAUGAUUGAGACGGCCUUGGAGGGGAACCCUGAAUACAUGGUUUAUCAUUCCGCACUUUUGGAGAAAGGGAGGGCAGCGAUCCGGAAAGCCAAGUGA